AUGAAUAAGACGCCCCCUAACAGAAGAGGGAUAACAUUUGAGGUGGGAGCUCAGCUUGAGGCCAGAGAUAGCCUCAAAAACUGGUAUGCUGCCAAUAUAGAGAAGAUUGAUUACGAUGAUGAGAAAGUACUAAUUCAUUAUCGUCAGUGGAGCCAUCGUUAUGACGAGUGGUUUGAGUGGACAAGUCCCUACCUGAGACCUCUAGAAAGGGUCCAGCUGAGGCGUCAAGGCUUGCAGGACGACGCACCUGUGCCUGGUUUCCAAGUGAACGACAAGGUCCUGGCAAGCUGGUCUGACUGCCGUUUCUACCCUGCUAAAGUAAUCUCGGUCAAUAAAGAUGUUUCUUACACUGUGAAGUUCUUUGAUGGCGUCAUUCAGACGGUGAAAGGAAUACACGUGAAACCUUUUAUUAAAGAGAGAGGUGCUGGAAAGUCACGGAGUACAGAGAGAAACAUGGUUAGACGAGUCCCAAACCGCAAAGACCGCAGACCUCCAGUAAACGGUGAGCCCAGGAACAAGCGGGCUAGACGCAGCACCUCUGACCAGGAGAAUGACAGUAACAGUGAAGAUGAGGAGGGAGAAACGAGGAUGGUCAAUGGGAAAAACAAGAGAGCAAAUGGUAAACUUGAGACCUCGCCCACUCUGAUAAAGGUAGAAGAAAAAUCAGGGCAGGCAGACCAGAAGAAGCCCAGUGAUGCAGAAGAUGGCUGCCAACUUACAAAUGGCACAAACGACUCUCACAAGCAACAUGAUGAAAAAUGUCAUGUAAAUGGAGAUGUGAAAAAGGAAGAAGAGGAAGUGGAAAUGGAUGUGAAUGCAACACAGCCAUACACUAACUCAACUAAGCCAUACACAGAGGUGCCCAAUCAGCCAGAAAAGACAACCACAGUAUCCAGUGAAGAUUUGGAGCAAAAACCAAACCUUGAAUCGGAGAGCUUGCAGCCUACCAUGCCGCCUUUGCCUCAUCCUGUGAAGCCUGUGAGGAAGCAAGGUUUCCACAACCCCAACAGAUUCAGCAGAGAACCAUUGUACAGGGUCAUCAAAAACCAACCACCUCCUGUACUUUCCAUCAACCUGGACCAUAACCCAUUCAAAUGUAAUGUCGCGGGCUGCACCAAGUCAUUCCGUAAGGCCAAACUGCUUCAUUAUCACAUGAAAUAUUACCAUGGUGAGGAGCAGCCAUUAGAGGCUGAGUGCAGUCCCACGAGAAGCAGCCACACCAGGUCAUCAGAGAAACAAGUUACUGGCGCCAGUUCGGAUGGUCCAAAGAGGAGGCGAACCAUAUCUGCUUCCAUGCAUACAGUAGCUGCUCCGGCCACUCGGGGUGAAGUAAAGGCUCCAGGCAGGCGCACAUCUGCUCCCUCUGCAAUCAGCACGCAUGGCCAUCAACAGAGGUUGCUACUAAGGGAGAAAAGCAAAGAGAACCAGCUUGAUAGGAAUGGAUGCCAACCGCAAGAUAAAGAGUCAGACAAGUGUGGCUUUGACAUUGGGCCUGUAAAAGAAAGAACAAAAGAAAAACUCAAACAGAAAGACUUCCUUCGCAUUAAGCUUAAGAAGAGGAAGAAAAAGAAAAAGGCCCAGUCUGACUGCACUGGUAGUGAGGAGAAUAUUGACUUCUCAGUACUGUGCCCUCCACCCAAAUUGAAAAUGCCAUUCAAAUAUCCCCCCUCGCACAAUUACAAGCGUGAGGCCUACCGCGGCAGGCCUGGAUACAGCGACUCAUUGGAGAUAAAUGUGGAUGACGACGAAAGCUUCAGUGAUUGGUCCACUGACAGCUGUGGGUGGAGUGACGAAGACUACGGGUUGGAUGUAGAUGUUACCACCCCACCCCAGAGCCUGGACUGUGGUGCCGAUGGUGACGACCAAGAAAUCGUACGAUGCAUCUGCGAGGUGGAAGAAGAGAAUGAUUUCAUGAUCCAGUGUGAAGAAUGCUUAUGCUGGCAGCAUGGUACCUGCAUGGGCUUGCUGGAGGACAAUGUUCCAGAUAAAUAUGCUUGUUAUAUUUGCCGAGACCCUCCAGGCCAGAGGCAGAGUCUGCGCUACUGGUAUGACCGCGAAUGGUUGAGCAAUGGCCACAUGUACGGCCUGUCGUUCUUGGAAGAAAACUACUCCCACCAAAAUGCCAAGAAAAUAACUACCACACACCAACUGCUGGGAGAUGUGCACCAUGUGGUCGAGAUCCUCAAUGGACUGCAGCUGAAGUUAAAUAUUUUACAGAAGAACACUCAUCCCGACCUAAAGUUGUGGCGCCAACCUUGGAAGAGAGUUGCAAGGCCACCAACAUGCUCAGACUCUUAUCAAGGCAGUGAUGCUGCUCCCUCUCCUGUCACUCCAGAUGAAGACAUGAGUCGGGGAGAGAUUUUAAUGUCCAAUGCCCUGGAAAAGCUUAGCCGAGCCGCUGCCACCACUUCAUCCUGCUCCUCGUCCCCGUUCCCUUCAUUUCAGGACUCUUACAUCACCAGCGAACACUGCUACCAAAAACCACGGGCCUACUAUCCAGCGGUGGAACAGAGACUGGUCGUUGAGACCCGACAGGGCUCAGAGCUGGAGGACAGCAUGAGAAGCACUGAAGAGCUACUGGAGCGUGAGCAGCGCUUCGGCAGCUUGCUAGAGACGGACAAACCUAGAUCGAUCAGCAUGAGCAACAAGGCUACGUCUGGAGGUUCAUGGUCAGAUGUUGAAAUGAAGAAAGAGGUUUGGAGUCAUUCAGAAGAAAGUGCUGAUAACUGCAAGCAACAACAACAGUGGCAGAUCAACCUGCUGGAUCACAUCGAUGCAGUUCAAGACGAAGUCACACACAGGAUGGACUUUCUUGAGCGAGAGUUGGAUGUGCUGGAGAGCUGGUUGGACUACACAGGGGAACUAGAGCCUCCCGACCCUCUGGCGCGUCUGCCUCAGCUCAAACACCGCAUGAAGCGACUGAUGUCACAGCUGGGAAAGCUGCAUCAGCUCACUAUGUUGAGCUCCACAUGA
Molecule: messenger RNA, 2973 nt
Organism: Nerophis lumbriciformis (worm pipefish)
Lineage: Eukaryota; Metazoa; Chordata; Actinopteri; Syngnathiformes; Syngnathidae
Source: RefSeq, a predicted model, not a curated record